Molecule: messenger RNA, 1551 nt
Organism: Mucor mucedo
Lineage: Eukaryota; Fungi; Mucoromycota; Mucoromycetes; Mucorales; Mucoraceae
Product: TEA/ATTS domain family-domain-containing protein
Exons: 6
Coding region: 1-1551 (516 amino acids)
Biological process (GO): regulation of transcription by RNA polymerase II
Cellular component (GO): transcription regulator complex
Molecular function (GO): RNA polymerase II cis-regulatory region sequence-specific DNA binding; DNA-binding transcription factor activity, RNA polymerase II-specific
Source: RefSeq, a predicted model, not a curated record
AUGAACCAACUACAGCAACAAAUGGAUCACGUCUCCAAUAAGGAAAAAGAAGAGCAGCAGGUAUGGCCACCAGAUGUAGAAGCUGCCUUUAUAAAAGCCCUGGAAACCAUCCCAAAAUUAGGCAGAAGAAAAAUACUCGUCAAUGGAAAACCGUGUGGUCGAAAUGAACUAAUCUCUGAUUUUAUUUUCCGUAAAACAACAAAGAUACGUACACGAAAGCAAGUCUCUUCUCAUAUCCAAGUCUUGAAAAAUACUCGCAAAGGAGACCCUCACUUCAUGCGAUUGUUGACAGACUCUGUAGAAGCCGAUGAAGGCUACGUAUCUACACAGCAGCAGCAACAACAACAACAGCAACAACAACCCAUACAGCAGCAACAGAUGAGAAAAUCAAGCAAACAAAACUUACAGCGUAGACAGCCACAAGCACAAAAGAUGAACUCUACGCAUUCCUCUGAAUCCCUAUCAUCCGAUGAGUCUAGCAUGUCUUCUUCUCCUUCACCCGCAGAUUAUGUAUUUGACAUGAUGUAUAGCGAGGGCCAACCUUCGCUCUCUAUGCUUGAUAUCAAAGAUCCCUUUUAUGAGCCAUUCUUUGGCGCCAUAAAUGAUACUGCCAUGGGUGGAAUGACAACAGGCUCCUUUUCUCUCUCCAAUAUUGCCAACGCCACCACCACAGACGUGUUACAGCAAUUAUUUCCCAAUGGGCAAGACUCUGUCGAAUUGGUAGAUCAGCCCACGAGUGAGUAUCUCAGCAACAAGGAAAAAAAGCUAAAAAAGACCUAUAAGAAAUACAACAAGAAAAAGAACAAUAUUAAAAAUUCAAGUUCGUCCAUCAAUUCUAUCUUACAGAACAAUUUAAUGUCUACAACCCCUAAUAAUGCUUGGAUUGAUCCAUCCAUCUAUCCAUUAUGGCCAAACUAUAUCUGUCUAUACUUAGAAUAUUCUCUUCCCUAUGAUCCAUCUAUCACUAUACCUCAUACAUUGGCUAAUUUACCCGAGUGCAUUCCCAACAGCCUUCCCUCUGUAGAUCCUACUGCUGUAGCCAAAGGAAAAUGUCCUCUAUUACAUGAGAUUACCAGCACCUUUGCAAGCACUACGCUCUCUGCUAACGUGAAACUCAACCUUAAUCUAAAUAUGACUGAUUUCUUCUUUAAUAACACGUCCUUUUUUGAGACCCGAGAUCGACGUACGAUUGAAUGUACCACCACCAUUUAUUCGUUUGGUAAUGUUGUCUUGGAAUCAAAAGAAGUUCAGCAGGCACUUUGGUUAAAUGAAGGCAAAUACAUGUAUAGUUUUGUCUAUGUAAAUCAAUUCUUUGAUGCCUUUAUGAAGGGCAUACGUUCACUUCAGUCGUGGGAAGAAGUCGAUAUUGCCAUUAAUAAUCUAUGCGUGGUUCAGGUGUUUGAAGAUAUUGAGUCAAAAUUCACAACUACCGAAAACUUGUUACUACAGGAUGCUCCACCUUUACUUGUUAUGAUUUACGAAUUCGAAAGAGGUGAAGGUACAAUGGAAAUGAGUACAGUUGACACUUAUUUCCUUCCAUCUGAUAUUUAA